Heteronotia binoei (common prickly gecko) is the source of this 2523-nucleotide messenger RNA. RefSeq names its product SEL1L adaptor subunit of SYVN1 ubiquitin ligase (gene SEL1L). Gene Ontology annotation, molecular function: protein binding. The transcript is spliced from 21 exons. Gene Ontology annotation, biological process: ERAD pathway. The coding region runs from base 61 to 2451 and encodes 796 amino acids. The record is from RefSeq and is a predicted model, not a curated record. Lineage: Eukaryota; Metazoa; Chordata; Lepidosauria; Squamata; Gekkonidae. Gene Ontology annotation, cellular component: endoplasmic reticulum membrane.
GGAAGGUGCCGGACUGAGGGCUCUGUCGGUCUCGCUCGCAGGGCAGGGAUCGUGAACGAGAUGGAACCGCCGCGCGGGCGGGUUAGGCCGCGGUUCUUGCUGUGGGCGGUGGCGUUGUUGCUCGUGAGCGUGGGCCUGGCUGUCACCGCUGAUGAAGAAGGAACUCAGGAUGAGUCCUUUGAAUCAAAGGCAGCCUUGCCAUCAGAAGAACAGGUGAAGGACCAUCGAACUGGAGCCCAUGUGGUAGCAGGUCAAAUCUUCAUUGACUCUGAGGAACCAGAGGGUCAUACUGAAGAUGAAGAGAGUCUCAGGAACGAAGAAGAACAAGAAAAAACUUUAGGAGAUCUGAGCUCUCUAGAAUUGCCAAGCUCCUUAAAUAAGGAUGUGGACGAGGCUGAAGUUCAAAAACCAGUUUUAAGAGCCCUAGGAGGAACUGCAGAUGGUGAGCUGUGCCACUUCCCCUUCCUUUUUCUGGAGAAAGAAUAUGUGGAAUGUACUGCCGAUGGAAGGGAAGAUGGGAGACUCUGGUGUGCCACCACCUAUGACUACAAGAGCGACCAGAAGUGGGGCUUCUGUGAAACUGAAGAACAGUCAAAUAAGAGAAGACAAAUGCAAGAGGCAGAGGAUGUUUACCAAACUGGAAUGAAAAUCCUUAAUACAAGCAGUAAAAAGGCCCAGAAGAAAGAAGCUUAUCAGUAUCUCCUGAGAGCAGCUGACAUGAACCAUACCAAGGCAAUGGAAAAAGUAUCUUACGCCUUCUUGUUUGGGGACUACCUGAAGCAAAAUAUCCAGGCGGCAAAAGAGCUGUUUGAGAAACUGACUGAAGAAGGGUCUCCUAAAGGGCAAACGGCCCUUGGUUUCCUGUAUGCCUCUGGUCUUGGUGUUGAUUCCAACCAAGCAAAGGCACUGGUUUAUUACACUUUUGGAGCUCUUGGAGGAAAUUUGAUAGCUCAUAUGAUCUUAGGCUACCGCUACUGGGCUGGUAUAGGAGUCCUUCAAAGCUGUGAAUCUGCUCUCACACAUUAUCGUCUAGUAGCCAACCAUGUGGCAAGUGACAUCUCCCUGACAGGAGGUACAGUGGUACAAAGAAUUCGUCUGCCAGAUGAAGUAGAAAAUCCAGGAAUGGCAAGUGGGAUGCUGGAAGAAGAUUUGAUACAGUACUACCAGUUUUUAGCUGAAAAAGGAGAUGUACAGGCACAAGUUGGUCUUGGGCAAUUGCAUCUCCAUGGAGGAAGAGGAGUAGAGCAAAAUCAUCAGAGAGCUUUUGAGUACUUCAAUCAAGCAGCUAAUGCUGGUAACUCACAUGCCAUGGCAUUUUUGGGGAAGAUGUAUUCUGAAGGAAGUGAUGUUGUGCCCCAGAGCAACGAGACAGCACUUCAGUACUUUAAGAAAGCUGCUGAUAUGGGUAACCCAGUGGGGCAAAGUGGUCUAGGAAUGGCUUAUCUGUAUGGAAGAGGUGUUCCAGUGAAUUAUGAUCUGGCACUGAAAUAUUUCCAGAAAGCAGCAGAUCAAGGGUGGGUAGAUGGACAGCUUCAACUGGGGUCUAUGUAUUACAAUGGCAUUGGAGUCAAAAAGGAUUAUUCAAAGGCUUUGAAGUUUUUCAACUUGGCUUCUCAGGGAGGCCACAUUCUGGCCUUCUAUAACUUGGCACAGAUGCAUGCCACCGCCACUGGGGUAGAUCGUUCCUGUCGCACUGCAGUUGAGCUGUUUAAGAACGUUUGUGAACGAGGCCGCUGGUCUGAAAGGCUUAUGACUGCCUACAACAGCUACAAAGAAGGCGAUGCAAAUUCUGCUGUGGUUCAGUAUCUCCUGUUGGCGGAGCAAGGCUAUGAAGUAGCACAGAGCAAUGCUGCCUUUAUACUGGAUCAGAAAGAAGCCAGCAUCAUAGAAGAAAAUGAAACUUAUACCAGAGCGUUGCUGCACUGGAACAGAGCAGCCUCCCAAGGUUAUACUGUUGCUAGACUCAAACUUGGUGAUUACCACUUUUAUGGCUUUGGCACUGACAUUGAUUAUGAAACAGCAUUUAUUCACUACCACCUAGCAACAGAGCAUCAACAUAGUGCCCAAGCUAUGUUCAACCUUGGGUACAUGCAUGAGAAGGGACUUGGCAUCAAGCAGGACAUCCACCUUGCAAAACGCUUCUAUGACAUGGCAGCUGAUGCCAGUCCUGAUGCUCAAGUUCCUGUCUUCCUUGCACUAUGCAAAUUGGGAAUAAUUUAUGCCUUCCAGUAUAUACAAGAAACCAAUGUCAAAGAGGUGUUCUCCCACCUUGAUAUGGAUCAGCUUUUGGGACCGGAGUGGGACCUUUACCUCAUGACCAUCAUUGCUCUGCUCCUGGGCACAGUUAUAGCUUACCGGCAGAGGCAGCAUCAGGCAAUCCCCAGGCCUGCUGGACCCCGGCCAGCCGUUCCUCCCCAAGAGCCUCCUCCAGAACAUCCGCCACAGCAAUAGCAGAAGCUGAGGGUCUUGAUGAAGUGAACUGGAUUUUUCCCAGCUGGGACUGCUCUUGUGAUUUUUCUUUUU